Molecule: messenger RNA, 3258 nt
Organism: Pseudocercospora fijiensis CIRAD86
Lineage: Eukaryota; Fungi; Ascomycota; Dothideomycetes; Mycosphaerellales; Mycosphaerellaceae
Exons: 1
Coding region: 1-3258 (1085 amino acids)
Molecular function (GO): protein binding
Source: RefSeq, a predicted model, not a curated record
AUGGACAAUCAUACGUCGCCUGAAAACCCGCUGGGCCCUCUCUUGGACGAUGACACCAUCACAAUCCCCGCCAAUCAGGAUACAUCGGCCUCACUUUACCCGUUCCUUGACAUCUCCGUCUUGUCGAGGAGGAGACGCACCGUCGCUCGCCCGAACCCGUCUGGCCUCGACGCGCGAGCAGCUCCCAGCAGAGCUUCUGGUCCGAAUUUCAAUCCAGAAGCCAUCGAGUUUGUGCCUACGGGAAGAAUGCCUCCUAAGCGAAAGGCAUCCACUUCGUCGCGCUCGGCUGUGAAGUUAUCUUCCCCUCGUAGCAGCUCCUCCACUUCUGAUUAUCCAGUCUUGUCGGCUGAAACCCUGUUUGGACGCGAUGUGCUGAGAGCGAACAGCGAAAACUUGGAAAACUUGUUGUCUGAGGACGACGAGGAGCAGUCAGAAAUUUUCGAGCUCGAAUUGCAAGAUGCGCGAGCCAACAACCAACAACCGGGUAACGGCAUACAGCACGAGCGUCUCCAAGAAACUUUGUAUCUAAUGCGUACGCAAGCCGAGAAGAUCAAGAAGUUCACAGAUGGGGUUCAAUAUCAGUCGGCAAUCCUCUUUACACAGGACAAUUCCGGCCUUCGCGAAUCUUCGCCGCCUCUUUCUGACGCCUCUCGCGCUAUACGAUAUCUUCCAUUAUGCCCCGUGACCGCGAGUUACAUGCGCGAUGGUAUCACGAAAGACACCGAGCUCACAGUGCUCCCGAGUCACCGUGAGCGCAUCGCAAACUCUGCACAGAUUACACAUGCAAGUCGAGCUACAUGGCCAAGCGAAGGGUACGCAUCAAACCCAUUACCACUGGAGAUCUUCGACAUCAUCACAGACUUUCUUUCGCGAGACGAUAUCAAAUCUAUGCGCCUCGUCAACAGGGAGUUUGAGACCAAGGUUUCUGCUACUCUGUUCUGGUCGUCAGUGGUACCGUUCAACACCGAACUUUAUGAUAUGGUCGAUGAAUAUCGACCUCUGCAGGCAGCACGGCUGAGUGAGAAGGGUAAAGGGAAAGCAAGAGCACCUGACCUCCCCUCACCUGCAGCCACCGGCUUGAAUUGGCACAACGCUAAGGAAGACGCUCAAGGCAAAAUGUAUAAGGGACAUGGUCUACGCGUCUUUCAGGGCUUCGGGCCACAUAUCAAGCGAUUUGGCAUGAGUUUCGAGGUUGCAGAGGCUCAACUCGCUCGGCCACCCAUCAAGAAAGAGCUUGAUUUUUUCCACUCUUAUCAUGGUCCCUACGCCUGGCCGCCUCAACAGUACACUCGCUUCGCGAAUCUCGCCGGCCUCGAGCGAACAGCGGAUGAGACGCUCCGCAUGAAGGCAGCUUUCGCAAAUCUUCACAAGGUGCAGGAUCUGGCACUUUCACUCGACAGUGGGCUUGGUUGGCUCAAUGGACCCGAUAAGUCAAUUCAUGCCAGAAUCUUCCAGCGACCGACUCCCGUGUUUGGCCAAUCGCGUUCUGUACCUGACCAGCAAAUGCAAGAAGCAAAAGCUUUCUGGAAUUCGAUUCAAUCGUGUCAUCGGAGCCUCGGCAUCAACUUCGAUCCCAAAGAAGUGUCUCUUGCCCGUCGCAUGCUCACCAAGCCUCCAGCAGAAUUGAGCGGACUGCAAGGUACUCGGUACGCUGAUCCGAAGCAUUGGCUGUCGAUCGUAGGGGAGAGGACUGCGCCUGCUAUAUUCGGGACUAAUUCAACCGAAAACUCCAGGUAUGGCGUGCUGUACACGACGUUCAAUCAGCCGAAAAACAGUGCAGAACUCUUCGACAAGUCUACUUUAAUGCCAGUCGACUUGCGCAAGGAACAGAAGGAGUGGUUGAUGGAGACUGAUUGGGCCCAACGAGCAUUCUUGGAGUGCUACAUGCUCGCUAUCACUGACAACCCGCUCACGUUCGCGAGGGUCAAGUCGCUCACCAUUGCAAAAGUCUCCAGCGGUUUGUUACCAAUACUCGCCCGAGAGUCAUUCUGGGACGCCCUUCCAGGACUGUCUGAUGUCACCAUUCACGUCAAGCCCGACUGGCGUGCCGUCGAGAAGGACAAUGCGGGAUUUGCAGAGGCUUGCUCGCGUAUGCCCUCUGACGCCGUCAACGUCUUUCACAAAAGCAUACUGCGAGAUCGCAUCUGCCUGAGAUCAUCAAUUACCAAAUUGAACAUCGGUUGGGUAGGAGGCGGAGAGCAUGCUGAAGGAAUUUUCGCCCGCAACAACCAUCUUCUUCCAGCACCCAUCAUGCCCCUUGAAUACAGCACUGCCAUCACCGCCAACUUUGGUCUUGUCUUCAAAUUUGUGAAACACCUCACCCUCACGAACUGCUGGAUGACGCCAUUAAUGCUUCAGGAGCUGGUGUCCAUUCAUGCUGAAAAGAAUCUCAAGACUCUGACACUCGACUCAGUGUCCUUGACGGCGCAUCCCAAAUUUCCGGCGGGAGCCCAGGCUGGCAUUAAUCAACAGAUUGCGCAAGCGAUUGUAGCAGCUCAGAACGGCCAGCAGCCAGCAUUACCGGGACUGAAUGCAGGGAAUCCGCCGCAAGGUCUGCUCGCUAACAUGCAGCAAUGGCUCAACAACCCUGGUCCUAAUUUUGGAGCUGGACAUUUGCAGCAAUUGUUACAUCAGCACGCGCAGCAGUGGGGCCUCCUGGCUCAAAUGCCAGCACCGGUCCAGCCUGUGCAGGCUUUGCAGCCUCAGCCAGCAGUACAGCAAAACAUCCAACAAGCAGUAGCCGCCAACAGCGCAGCUGCUGCUCACUGGACUGCUAAUCAUCGUGAGGGUUCUUGGCCAGAAUUGAUCAACAAGAUAUCUCCUGGUCGAGUCUUUAGCGAUUUCCUGCCGCAGCCUGCUCCGUGGGAGGAGCAAUUGCCUGAGCGCAGACGCACCAACUUGCGUACGAUCGAGUUCAAGUCUUGCGGCUACGCAAAGCUGAUCAACAAUAACAGCUUCGAUCAAUUCGCGAUCGAGGCUGGUCACGACCAUCAUUUCUCCACAUGGUUCCGAUCACGUCUGGCCGCUCUCACCCCCGCCAUGAUGAGCACCAAUGACCGCUACUUUGGGAGGAUCGUUCAGCGAAUCCCUGAAGCCGAGUCGAAUGCGCUUUUGCUCGCUUGGGGCUUCAAUGAGCAUUUGUGGAGUGACGGUGCUGAAGAACCAGAAUAUGAUGGUUUCUUGCCUGGUGGAACUGGUCGCUUCUCAGGCAGAAUUGAUGCUGACACCUCUAAUUCUGCAGCGGUGACCUCUGAGUGA